ACUUCUCCGCUAAGCUGUCCGCAUCCAGACUACAAACUGUGGGAUAUAAUUCACAACGAGCCGGAGGAGCCCAAGCUCGAGGAAGAAUGAAAGGCUCUCGAGGAAGGAGCCAGGAGGCAGCCCACCACCGUUAUCGCCCGAGGGGAAUCCACCCUCCGUCCCCGGCUCCAGAAUCCCGCACAGAUAUUUCAUAACCCUUCCUCGAUCCCCGACCGUCCCGUCCCUAUUAAUUGCCGCGCCAAAUAACCCGUGAUACAUUCCAUCCGAAACCGGAAGUCCAGCGAUACCCAUACGCGCCUUCCGGGAAAAUUCCCGUCGGAAAAUACUACCGCCAUUCAUGCAGCUCUUGAAAGCCGAGAACGUGUAAACCGUUCGUUUCCACUAUCUAGCUACGAACCUUUAUUAACUGGAAAGGACUGAAUUCAGCAUCGACCGUGUAGAUGGCAUGAAAGAAAUCGGGACUACUCAGGUGCUAUCAUAUUCGCGAUCGUAAUGAAUUGAAACGAGAGGUACCGAGAUAAUCUAUCCUUUAAAAAAAAAAACUGUAUCUAGUUAAGAGACCGUCCUCGAACUUUUCAUAAUCAGUGAUCAUGAAACACGCGAGGAAUAGUUUAAUUUUUCGCUGACUUUUUUAAGGGCCGCGUCCCGCCCGUUUCGGAAUGGGGCAUGCGGUCGAACGAUGGUUCAAAAUCCUGAACUGCUACCACAUCAUAUAGGAAACGGAGCGCGUCGCCUAGGAAACAGAGCGCGUUGCCUAGGAAACGGAGCACGUCACCUAGAAAUCGAAGCGCGUCACCUAGGAAAUAGAGCCUGUUACCUGAAAAACGAGGCGUGUUACCUAGGAAACGAAGUGCGUUGCCUAGAACAAGGAGCAUAUCGCUUAGGACACGCUGCGCGUCGUCUAGAGCACAAAGCACGUCGCUUAGGAAACGGAGUGCGUCGUCAAGGUAGCAUCACGCGUCGUCGAGGAAACGAAGCGCGUCGCCUAGGAAACGGGGUCGAUUCUCGAUCGGGAUGACGACGUUCAUCUUCGGGGCCGACGGGCCGGACAACACGACUGGGAACUACUCGGAGCUGCAGGGCUACUGGCUGCGGGAGCGGGUGUUCGACGCGGACACGAUCAACGGGAACCACGACAAGAUCAACGCGCUGACCAAGUCGGUCUCGCCGAACGAGAUGCUCUUCGAGCUGGUCGCCCACGGGAUCCUCCUCAACCUGGUCGGGAUCUUCGGCUUCGUCGGGAACAUCAUCUCCAUGAUCAUCCUCUCGAAGCCGCAGAUGAAGUCGAGCAUCAACUACCUCCUCAUCGGCCUCGCCCGCUGCGACACGGUCCUCAUCUUCACCUCGAUCCUCCUCUUCGGCCUCCCGGCCGUCUACCCCUACACCGGCUACCUCUUCACCUACUACUGGAAGAUCUACCCCAAGAUCGCCCCGACCGUCUUCCCCAUCGCCCUCAUCGCCCAGACCGUCUCGGUGUAUCUCACCGUCACCGUGACGUUAGAGCGCUUUGUGGCCGUGUGCCUACCGCUCCGGGCGCGAUCGCUCUGUACCUACGGUCGGGCCAAGAUCUACGUUAUUAUUAUUAUUUUUAUGGCGACGCUCUUCAACGCCUCGCGCUUUUUCGAGGUGGACGUCAUAGAGGAGCCGCAGGGCUACGCCGCUUAUAAUACGACCGUGUAUCGGGCGAUUCCUUCCGGGCUUCGUGAGAGUUCCCUCUACGUCACGUUGUAUAUCCAUUGGUUCUAUUUUAUAUUCAUAUACUUCCUUCCCUUUUCCGCCCUGGCCAUCCUUAACGCUGCUAUUUAUCGCCAGGUGCGACGGGCGAAUCAGGAGCGACAGCGGCUCUCCCGUCUGCAGAAGAAAGAGAUCGGGCUGGCGACGAUGCUGCUCUGCGUCGUAGUCGUCUUCUUCCUGUGCAACUUCCUGGCCCUCGUCAACAACGUCCUCGAGUCCUUCUACGACCUCAUCAUCGACCAACUCGUCAAGACAUCCAACCUCCUCGUUACCAUCAACUCCUCCGUCAACUUCAUCAUCUACGUCAUCUUCGGCGAGAAGUUCAAGCGCCUCUUCAUCAAGCACUUCUGCCCCAAAGGCGGGUUCCUCUUCUGCAACGCCGCCUUCUCCGGGCGCGAGUCCCCAGAUGGCGCCACCCACGACGACAGCAUCGUGUCCAACGGCGACGGCCGAUCUUACUCCUUGAGGAGCACUCACACGUGUCAUCUCCAUCGGUCGAAUACCUCGUUGGUGCGCAACGGUAGGAUCAAUGGCAAUUCCGCCAUUAAGACUCAUAGGAGUAUGAGGCUGCCCUCGAGGAUAUACCAGCCACCGGCUAAUGUCUAUUAUCCCAAGCCCAUUUCUAGAGAGCCGUCUUGGGAGCAGACCAAUACGACGACCUUGAAUCAACUGUAAUUAGUAGUCUAGUUUUCUUUUUACACUUUAAUGCCAAAUUUGGCCGGCUAAUCUGCAUAGAACACGGUAUCGAUUGAAAAAAAAUCAAGGUACAGGCCGAAAAUAAAUUGAAAAAUGUAAGAUUUCAAACUACUUAGAGAUGAGAAAUAAUACAAAAUGUAUAGGAUGGAAAACAAAUGUUUCGACCGCCAACAAACUGCGGUCUUCUUCAGUGCAACAAGUGGAAACAUU
This is a messenger RNA of Bemisia tabaci, 2640 nucleotides long. It is a transcript of the gene FMRFaR, whose product is annotated as FMRFamide Receptor. The record is from RefSeq and is a predicted model, not a curated record. Lineage: Eukaryota; Metazoa; Arthropoda; Insecta; Hemiptera; Aleyrodidae. Gene Ontology annotation, biological process: G protein-coupled receptor signaling pathway. Gene Ontology annotation, cellular component: membrane. Gene Ontology annotation, molecular function: G protein-coupled receptor activity.